This is a messenger RNA of Melitaea cinxia (Glanville fritillary), 3843 nucleotides long. It is a transcript of the gene GAPcenA, whose product is annotated as rab GTPase-activating protein 1-like. The transcript is spliced from 25 exons. Bases 72 to 3488 code for a protein of 1138 amino acids. Lineage: Eukaryota; Metazoa; Arthropoda; Insecta; Lepidoptera; Nymphalidae. The record is from RefSeq and is a predicted model, not a curated record.
CUGACAAUUUUGACGUUUCUUUGCUUCGAGUGUAAAAUACAACAGUGAUCAUUAUUUCAUCGAAUACAGUGAUGGAGUUCAAUGAAUGUCAUCUAAAAGAGGUAUCAGACCCUGUAGGCAUUGUGAUAUACUCUGAUCGAUCACAGACCCCAAGCCCGACUCCCAUUUUAAGUACAAAUGUAUCCGGCGAUUUAGAAGACGUUUUAAGCGACGCUAUAUCUGAAUCUCUUCAAAGUUCCCUCAGAGUUAGCCGCAGUCAACUGAUAAAUCAAGAGUUAACUAUUCGUCCUGAAGCUAAUAUCGAAUCAAAUAUUCCAGAAGGUCUUGACCUCUACAAAGUUAUAUUUGAGGUGGAAAGCGAUUCAGACAUUACAAUGAACGAAUUAGAUGGUACAAAUCAAACUAACACAUCUACGAAGCAGGAUUCGUGUCGUCAUGUCGGCGGCUCGAGGUUCUACGAAGCGGUGGAGGGGUCGUCUGCAGUGGUCACGUCCACACCGUCUCCGACAGAGAAACAGGAUCAUAUGAAGCCUAUCGAGAGCGACGAAGAUGUAUCAGAUGUGGAUCAAGAAUGCACAGUUUUCAGCGGAGUCAGCUACCUCGGCGCUCAGAACAUUGCCGAUCCCAAAUCGGAAACCGACAUACAGCGGAUUAUGAAGGAACUGAGUUCGAUGCCUGAGAACAGAGAUGGUAUAGCUGUGUCUAUAUCCAUACCUAUUUGCUCACAAGGACUUGUGGUAUUAUACCAAGCGGACACGAAAAUCGUGAUGAUGCGGUAUGCAGUGAACAGGAUAUCGUUCUACGCUCGAGGCGCGGCGGGCUCGCCGGUGGCCUCGUGCUUCGCCUUCACCUGGUCGCACGGCGAGACGAAGGAGUCAGCGGUCUACCGUUGCCAUGUCUUCCGCUGCCACAUCUCCGAAGCUGUCAACCAAGUAUCAAGUUGCUUUGCAAAAGCGUUCGAGCGUAUACCGCGCUCGAUGGCGUCGUCCCUCGUGGGCGAUUUGAGUGCAGCGCCAUCUAUGACGGGGUCGCUGACAGAGGGCCUCGGCCCUGCAGCUCCUCCUAUGCAAUUGAUGCACGUAUUAGAAUGCACGGUAGACAUUAAGGAGACAGAUGCUAAGGGUACCUUUAGCCACGUCCCUAAAGAGCGUCUCGGGUACAAGCUGCGCGGUGGUAUCGACAAACAGGUCACCAUCAAUGUAAAGCAGGUCACUAAUAACGUGCAGUCGGAGUCUGACGACACGCAGAGCUACACCGGUGGUUUAUACAUAGAAAGAUGUUUCGGCAUUCUUCUUGCUCCUGGUCGGAGUGUGAAACAUUCAGACAUGCAAUUGCUCGAAAUGGUGAGCGGCUCGUCGGGCGGGUCGGGCUGCUCGGUGUGCGCGCUGUGGAACGCGGGCGAGUCCGCGCUCGCCGCCUUCAACGUAGCCAGCGGCGACGGCGCGCCGCAGUACAUGUCGCUCGCGCUCGACCUCGUCAUCCGCGGCAUCCGCGACCCGCUGCGAUUAGUUAUUGAAACACCAGUAAAAGUUUUUCCACCUUCGGAACGCUUCUGGUACUACUCUAAGCGACCACUCGUACAGCAAUUCUACAUUAAUUUGAAAGAGUCAGUAGAUUCAUUAGGACAGUUGCAAUAUGAAGUGGCAAGUGUAGAGACCUCGGGAGAGUUGGAUAGAUCUCGCUUGAACUUGCCAUUAUCGCUGUCUAGUCUACUGCCUUCGCCGCUGUCGUCUGCGCCCGCGCCGCCUUCACCUUCCGAGCCGGAUUCAGACGGCGACGAGCCACUUCUUAGCGGAACCGGAGAAGUGUCAAAAGAUUGUGGCGUAGACGUUCUUGAGAAUUGGGCGCAAGUUCUAAGAAGUUGGGUCGGCGCCCGUCCCCGUGCUCUGAGUCAGCUCGUACGUGUGGGGGUGCCGGAAGCUCUUCGAGGCGAGGUGUGGCUGAGACUAGCCAAUGUCGACCAAAACGAUAAGCUCAUGGAGACCUACCGCACGCUCAUCAGCAAGGAGUGCCCGUUCGAGGCGGUGAUCCAGCGCGACAUAGCGCGCACGUUCCCCGCGCACGACUUCUUCCGCGAGGCGGGCGGGCUCGGCCAGGACUCGCUGCUGCGCCUGGCGCGCGCCUACGCCGUGUACGACGUGGAGGUCGGCUACUGCCAGGGGCUCAGCUUCCUCGCCGCCACGCUGCUCUUGCACAUGCCAGAAGAGCAAGCAUUUUGUUUGUUAGUACGUCUGAUGUAUGGAUAUGGAUUACGAGAGCUGUACAAAGAUGGUUUCGAAGCACUAUAUAUGAGGUUACACCAAUUGGACAGAUUAAUGGAGGAGCAAUUGACCGACCUACGCACACAUUUCCAAGAAUUAGGUGUAGAACCGCACAUGUUUGCCUCACAGUGGUUCCUUACAGUGUUUACAGCACGCUUCCCUCUUCCGCUGGUUUAUCACAUCCUAGAUGUAUUUCUCCUACAAGGAAUGGACACUCUCUUCCAAGUGUCUCUGGCUCUCCUCACUCGUGCUCGAAAAGAUCUGUUGCAACACGAUUUUGAAGGUGUUCUCAAAUAUUUCCGAGUUACAUUGCCGAAGAAAUGUCGCGCCGAGGAAGCUUCGCGUCAGAUAGUGAAACUUGCUUGCAGUAUUAAAGUCAAAAGGCUGCAUAAGUAUCAACUGGAAUACGAGAAGUUUAUCAAAGAAUCGGCGGAGAAAGAAAAGAUUAACGUGGAGUUAGAAAGACUAAAAGUUAUCAACACACAACUACAGCAAGAGAGGGACACGUUCGAAAGUCAGCUUAAACAGACUCGCAGCAGUUUGGAGGAAGCUCAAAAGGACUCUGUACACUACGCGGCCGUAGCGCGAGAUUAUAGAGAGAUAUGUGCCCGUCUCGACAAACAGUUACAUCAAAUGCUGGACUGUGUGAAUAGUUGCGUCAGUUGCAGCGUUAAAAUAGCACAAACGGAAAACAAUAAAGAUCAGAAAGGCGAGGAGAAGGAGAGCUCGAGUGAUACGGAGGCCAGACUAAAGCAACGCGUUCGCGACCUGGAGCUCGAGCUGGCGCAGGUGAAGCUGGCGCACGUGCAGGCGCAGUGCAGCAACCAGGAACUAAGUCAUCAGCUGAACGCGGCGCUGAACGAAAUGCAGGCGGCGAUGACGCAGAAGCAGACGGUAGCGCCGUGGCUCGUUCGCACGCUCGGUUCGAUAAUGGAAGCGGCGCAAAACCGGCCAUCAUUCCAAACGUACCUACCAAAUUUAAAUCAAGAACAGCAUUCGCCAGCACUCCAUAGGCAAAGCUCUUUAUUGAAUACACAGGGACAGAGUCACGCGACUCUCGACCGACGCGUGUCCGAACCUUUUAGUCCGGACGUCGUAAGAAGGAAGAAGGAUUUGAACGCAAAAAGGCACUCAAUGCUCGUCGAGUCGAACAUCAGUAAAGAGGAAAAGGACCUUAAUCGACGGAGCCACGACGCGAUGAGCGUAAAGAACCUAUCGAUGGGUUGACAGAAGUGUUCCAUUUUUAAAUAUUCGUUGGUUUGAUUUCGAGCGCGCGUUCGCUUCUAUGUAUAAUAUUCCCAUUAAUAUUAUCUGUGGUCUAAGUGCGUGUGUGGGUUGUAGAAACGUAUGAUUAGUAUUAAAGUGCACAUAACUUACUAGUCAAUAUGAUAUAUAAUCAGAGUUGUCGAUGAACGUUUUUUUCUGGAAUAGCUUGCCAUUUUUACCAUUCGAAUUAAUGUAGGCACGCUAUAAUGUUUCCAUGCAUAAAUACGUGAUUAUUGUCAAUGAAAGGUUGCUUUUUGUUUCUUUAUUAAAUAACAUUUAUAUAAAAAUGUACGUAAUAAAAAACAAAAUAUUUAAA